This is a messenger RNA of Octopus sinensis (East Asian common octopus), 613 nucleotides long. RefSeq lists its product as uncharacterized. The transcript is spliced from 3 exons. The record is from RefSeq and is a predicted model, not a curated record. The annotation marks the transcript as partial. NCBI's taxonomy places the organism in Eukaryota, Metazoa, Mollusca, Cephalopoda, Octopoda, Octopodidae.
AUGUACUUGGUGGGUAGCGUGAGUUCCAGAGAAUAUUAUGGGAUUCGUAUUAAUCCUUCUGUAACUGGCAUUCCAGAAGAAGACAAAUUGAAUAAGAUGUCAAACAUCCGAUCACGUAUUGAGUGCUUUUCUUUCUGUAUGACAAAUUCCAAAUGUGGUAUGAUUAUUUACAGCGGUUCCGAGAGAGUAUGUAUCCUACGUAAAAUCAAGCAACUACCUGGUGCCCCAUCAUUUAUCGACAUUCCUCCAAACAGUAUUUACACCAUGCUUCAAGCCCCUGAAUGUCCAACGUCAGACAGCUACACUUAUCAACCAGAAUUUAGAUUAUGUUAUCAAAUAAAUUCAAAUAAAAUGUCAUGGAAUAACGCUGCAGACGAUUGCAAUGAGAAACGAGGACAACUUAUUCACAUUAGAAAUUUAGAAGUAAUGCUCUAUCUACAAGAAAAAUUGAAACAGUGGCCAGACGUGAGCUUUCAUUUUGGAUUAUGUAGAGAUAUUGAUAAGUACCUCUUGGUAUGGCAGAAUGGAGAAGCACUUACGUUUGGAUUCUGGCAGAAGAAUAGACCUGACAAUUAUGGAGGCGAUCAGCACUGUGGAGUUUUAACUCAUUAUA